Molecule: messenger RNA, 2498 nt
Organism: Anopheles arabiensis
Lineage: Eukaryota; Metazoa; Arthropoda; Insecta; Diptera; Culicidae
Gene: NO66
Product: bifunctional lysine-specific demethylase and histidyl-hydroxylase NO66
Exons: 2
Coding region: 157-2304 (715 amino acids)
Cellular component (GO): nucleolus
Molecular function (GO): histone H3K4 demethylase activity; histone H3K36 demethylase activity
Source: RefSeq, a predicted model, not a curated record
GUGCUUGUCACAACAGUGCAAAUACAAAAAUCAAGGCGCGUGUUGUGAACACAGCUUCGCACCCCUCGUCGCUCCGUGUUGCGCGAAAAACAGAAGUGCGUGCUAUUAUUCCCUUCCGUAAAGCAAAACGCAACGCUUGCCACCCAGUUCCGCACGAUGGAAACAGCCACCGCCACCCCAGGCCCUCCCGAGCUGGUCCUCCCGAAGGAUGAACCCGGCGCCGGGAACGGUGUGACGCCGGGUGGCACUACCAUCACCACCAGCACACCGCUAGCCGGAAGCAACAAAAAGCCACCGCAGAAAAGGAAAAAACCGGCAGCCUCUCCGCAACCCUCCCCGAGCACAAAGCCAAAGCAGGACAGUGAGCCUGCUGCCGCUGACGGUAGCACCACCAACGGUGAACAGGUGCGGCCAGUGCCGGAAGGAUCGUCCCAAGCGGAACCUGCGCCCGUGGUGAAAAAGCAGAAGAAAAAGCACACUGAAGAGGGAAAGCAAACGACGACGUCGACGACGCCACCGGGAAAGAAGCAAAAAGGGGCCACCGCCAAACAUGUGCGCUUUCACAUUAAGCUGUAUUCUGCAUCGAAGCAACCGACCGCUGCCACGACGGCUGGCAUUGCGAAGAAAAAAAAAGCCAAGCAGCAGCAGCAGCAGGCGGUGCCGGGCGUUGUUCCAGAACAGCAGCACAAGCAGCAAAAUGGCGCCACUGGCGCCGAACCGAAGAAGAAAGCGUCGAAAAAAGGGCGCCCCGCGAAGGUGAACGGCGGUGCGGUUGGUUUGCCGCCGACGAGUGUCGUUACGCCGCUGAAGCGCGCCUCCCAGAUCAAGCAGGAACCAAAGACACCGAGCAGGGCGGCCCAUUCACCCAUCGUCGGCGGCACCUCCUCCUCCACCACCACCACCACUGCCAGCCCGGCCGGCACGGCCCUGCACGAGCUGGACAGUGUGACGAUUGGGCGCCAGACGUUCGCGUGGCUCAUCGGCCCCACCAUAUCGGUGGACGAGUUUAUGCGCACGCACUGGGAGCGGAAGCCGCUGCUGGUGCAGCGCAGCGACCGCGCGUACUAUGCCGGCCUGCUGUCCCGCGCCAUGAUCGACGAGAUGCUGCGCACGAACAACAUCGAGUACACGAAAAACAUCGACAUCACGUCGUACCGGGACGGGCAGCGCGAGACGCACAAUCCGGACGGGCGCGUGCUCCCGCCCGACCUGUGGCACUUCUACGACGCCGGCUGCAGCGUGCGCAUGCUCAACCCGCAAACCUACCUGCGCUCCGUGUACGAGCUGAACGUGAAGCUGCAGGAGUACUUCCACUGCAUGACCGGGGCGAACUUCUAUCUGACGCCGCCGGGCAGCCAGGGCUUCGCGCCGCACUACGACGACAUCGAGGCGUUCGUGCUGCAGAUCGAGGGCCGCAAGCGCUGGCGCCUGUACGGGCCCCGCCAGCCGCAGGAGGUGCUGGCGCGCGUGUCGUCGGAAAACCUGCGCCAGGACGAGCUGGCCGGGCCGCCCAUCGUCGACGUGGUGCUGGAGGCGGGCGAUCUGCUGUACUUCCCGCGCGGCUGCAUCCACCAGGCGGCCACCGUGCCGGGCGCCCACUCGCUCCACAUCACCGUCAGCGUGUACCAGCGCAACUGCUGGGCGGAUCUGUUCGAGCAGAUGCUGCCGAUUGCGCUCGCGACCGCGGCCGACACGGAGCCGCAGCUGCGCGAGGGCUUGCCGCUCGAUCUGCACCAGCACUUCGGCAUCGUGCACUCGGACGGCAUCAGUGCGGACCGGCGCCGGCUGAUCGUGCGCAUUCGGGCCAUGUUCGACAAGCUGUUCUCGGACGCGGCGAUCGAUGCGGCGGUCGACCAGCUGGCGAAGCGGUUCCAGCACGACGCGCUGCCCCCGCUGGUCGACUUUGGCGAGUGGGACGAUACGGUGUACGGGGGCGGGAACUACGAGUUCCGCCCGGACGGGACGGUACGGUGCGCCCGGCCGAUCGACGACCGCUCCUCGGUGCGGCUGCUGCGCCGCAACAUACUGCGGCUGGUUAGCGAGGAGGAAAAGCUGCGCAUCUACUACCACACGGACAAUUCGCGCGAGUACCACCAGUACGAGGCGAACUUCCUCGAGCUGGACCACGAGACGGCGCUCGGGGUGGAGCUGCUGAUCAAGAUGUACCCGCGGUACGUGCUGGUCAGCAGCCUGCCGGUCGAGGAUCGGCUCGAGUUCAUCCGCAGCCUGUGGGAGAAGGGUUUGAUCGUGUGCCGGCGGCCGGGCGAGGAUGCGCGCGCCGACACAUCCGCGUCCACACCGUAGGGGGGGAGUAGGGGGCAGGGGUGUUCAGGUAUGCUAGGAGCCAUACAAACCAGAAAUCCAUUCUAAUUUUGCUUUUUGUUCGUCGAUUUCGAGAUGCUGUGCAGUGAAUAAAGUGUCAUACAUUCGAACUACUACCGGAACAAGCGCGUAGUUGUGUAAUUUCGAGAAGGGGAAAACUCCCGUUAAACCUGUAA